AUGCCACUGCUAGCGAGGAUGAUUGAGGCUUCAGGAGGUCAGGCUCUCACUUAUGGAGGAGAUGUUUCAAAAGAAGAGGAUGUGGAAUCCAUGGUCAAAACUUUGUCUGGAAUUAUACUUAUGUUCAUCUUGUCACGAGACACACUGUUGAUGAGAAUGAAAAAAUCACAAUGGAAGGAAGUCAUUGACCUGAAUCUUACUGGUGUCUACCUUUGCACACAGGCAGCAGCAAAAAUUAUGAUGAAGAAGAAAAAGGUGAAUGCUAUUGUGCCGGGGUUCAUUGCAUCUGAUAUGACAGCUAAACUAGGAGAACAUAUCGAGAAAAAGAUUUGGGAAACUAUUCCAAUGGUUAUAUCUAAGAGGUCAAGGAAUAUGCAGGCCAAGGUUCUAGGUGCUCUCUAG
This is a messenger RNA of Zingiber officinale, 402 nucleotides long. Its product is annotated as 3-oxoacyl-[acyl-carrier-protein] reductase, chloroplastic-like. The transcript has 6 exons. NCBI's taxonomy places the organism in Eukaryota, Viridiplantae, Streptophyta, Magnoliopsida, Zingiberales, Zingiberaceae. The record is from RefSeq and is a predicted model, not a curated record. Bases 1 to 402 code for a protein of 133 amino acids.